GUGGACCUGAACGAGGAGGAGACCAUCCUCAUCAUCCGCCGCCUGCACAAGGUGCUGCGGCCCUUCCUGCUCCGCCGCCUCAAGAAGGAGGUGGAGGCUCAGCUCCCGGAAAAGGUGGAGUACGUGAUCAAGUGCGACAUGUCGGCGCUGCAGCGGGUCCUGUACCGGCACAUGCAGGCCAAGGGGGUCCUGCUCACCGACGGCUCCGAGAAGGACAAGAAGGUCUGGAGCUGGGAUUUGGGAAUUCCAGAGGGGGGGAGUGGCCAGG
Manacus vitellinus (golden-collared manakin) is the source of this 268-nucleotide messenger RNA. Its product is annotated as transcription activator BRG1-like. The record is from RefSeq and is a predicted model, not a curated record. Gene Ontology annotation, molecular function: ATP-dependent chromatin remodeler activity; transcription factor binding; DNA binding. The transcript has 2 exons. Gene Ontology annotation, biological process: positive regulation of transcription by RNA polymerase II. Lineage: Eukaryota; Metazoa; Chordata; Aves; Passeriformes; Pipridae. The annotation marks the transcript as partial. Gene Ontology annotation, cellular component: nucleus.